CGGCCAGUCCGCCCCGCGAGCCGCGCCGCCGCCAGAGCAUGGCGGACAUCGACAACGUGGAUAUCGAGGAGGUGCAGGUGGCCAGCAUCCUCGCGCUGGAGCCGUUCGACGGCAUGUGCGAGGCCAUGACGGACACCAGCGACCUUCUGGACGGCCUCGCCGACCUGGACGGCCACGGCUCCGACUCGGACGAAACGCUGGUCGGCUCCCCUGACUACUCCGCCAUCUUCCCCAUGGACGGCCUGGAGGCCUCCCUCGAGGAUGCGCACCACGACGUGUGCUUCCACGACAGUAGCUUGCCCGACGGCAGUUUCCCCGACAGCAGGCUGGGCUCGAAUUCUGUUAACACCAAGGAAUACCGAGAGGGAAAUUCCGGUGAACGAUUCCAAGUUCCUCUGCGAAGUUCCGAUGAUGGUCCUCAGUGCGAGCAGUCAAUCGGGUGGCAAUCAACCUUGUAAAGUGGUCAAUGAAGUCAAGAAUUUUAUAUCGAAGACAAGGUGUUUUAAAACCAGC
Thrips palmi is the source of this 513-nucleotide messenger RNA. RefSeq lists its product as uncharacterized. The transcript is spliced from 3 exons. NCBI's taxonomy places the organism in Eukaryota, Metazoa, Arthropoda, Insecta, Thysanoptera, Thripidae. The coding region runs from base 39 to 458 and encodes 139 amino acids. The record is from RefSeq and is a predicted model, not a curated record.